AUGAGCCGAACUACCUCUCCAGCUCGGCCUACUGUCGAUCACUUGCGAGCGAUCGUCAACAGUUACCCCAUCAUCGACAAUCAUGCGCACAACCUUAUCCUACCUUCACACAUAGACACAAUACCAUUCGAAACCAUCACCACGGAAGCACAGGGAAGAGCCUUGAGAGACACGUUCAAGUCGCUUUCCCACCUACGAGCAGCCAAGCAACUGCGCCAGCUGUACGAGUGUGGAGAAGAUGCAGACUGGGAAGAGAUCCUCGAACAGAGAGUGGAAUGGCUCCGGAGCAACUCUGAACGCCUACACCAACGGUGCUUUGAGAAUGUGCACGCGAUACUCAUUGAUGAUGGGCUGGCUUUGCCAGACAAGGUCUUUCCGUACAGCUACCACGACCGCUACACAAAGGCGCCCACCAAACGCAUUGUGCGCAUCGAGACAGUGGCCGAACGGCUGAUGGAAAGCCUCCUUCGGGAUGCCACGGAAGAUGACCUGAUCAAAACCAAAUUCCUGCCCAAGGUCUGGACGAAAUUUACAGAAGAAUUUGAGCGAGCAAUGCAGGAUGCCGUAGAAGACAAUAAUGUCGCAGGCUUCAAGUCUGUCAUUUGUUAUCGAACCGGUCUGGAUAUCGAGCCUGAAUACGAAGAGGCUGCAAAAGCAGUGGGACACCCCUUUGAGCGCUACGUCAAGAAUUGCAUCCGCAAACGAAGCUAUCGCAUUGAAAAGAAGCACCUCAAUGACUACCUGGUGCUGCGAACCCUGGAGAUUCUUUCAGAGCGACUGCCACACUCGGAUUCACUGGCAAAGCCGUUUCAGCUACACACUGGCCUGGGCGACAACGACAUCAACUUGCUAGAAUCGAAUCCUGCCUUUCUUCAGCCGUUGAUAGAGAAUUAUCCACAAGUGCCUUUUGUCAUCCUCCACUCGGCAUAUCCCUAUACGCGCGAAGCCGGCUACCUCGCAACUGUCUAUCGACAUGUGUAUUUGGAUAUCGGCGAGAUUUUUCCCAUGGUCAGCAGAGACGGCCAGAAGGAGGUUUUGCGACAGGCCUUGGAGCUGGUCCCUGGAAGCAAGCUCCUUUACUCUAGCGAUGGUCACUGGUUUCCUGAGACGUUCUGGCUCGCCAAUAUCCAGUUCCGUGAGGCGUGGCUUGAGCUGCUUCUCGAGUACGUUCAGAAAGGAGAUCUGACUCCCCACCAAGCCAUUGGUAUGACAAAAGAUAUCAUGUUCAACAACUCCAACGUCCUUUACGACCUGCGCUAUGAGGCAGUUUUUGACGAAACCGUCCAGUUGUCGCCGAGACAGCUAACAUACAACAUGAAGCCCACUGGAGUCCCGCCGUAUCAGCCAUCAACAACACCACCAGGACCUGGUAUGCCUGCAUUCGACCAGGCUGCGACAUCUGGGCGUGCCAGCCGAUCAGCCUCUCCUUAUGUACAACCAGCUUUCCCCCCACCACCAAAGGUGCCGCAGGUAUACGACCUGCAGGUGCUUGAAAACUUCAAGCAAGAAAACCCCGGAAUCAAGUUCAUCUACGUGCAAUGGCUAGACUACAUGGCCACGGUCCGCAGCCGUAUUGUUCCUAUCAAAGAAUUUACGCGUAUGAUUACCGAAGGCGAGCGCAUAGGUAUAUCACAGGGCAACACUGGCACUCUGCAAAACGAUAAGCCAACUCCAGUCAUGAACACUACUGGACAAAUUUAUGUUGAGCCUGACUUGCGCUCCCUUCGACGAACGCACAACAAAGACCCUCUUCCAGCUGCUACGGUGCUCAGCUACUGGCGCUCAGAAAAUGGCUCUGCCCUCCCGGAAGAUCCUCGCCACAUUCUGGAGACACUGAUCAAUGGCCUGCAAUACAACUACUCGACGACUCUUCUGAUUGGAUUCGAAAUUGAAGUCACGUUCCUCUCCAGAAACCCGCCCUCAUCAUCCACCAACCCCUUCCAAGCGGAGCCCUACUCGCCGAUAACAAAAACACACGCAUGGGGUACCAUGACGCCAGAACAAUGGGUCCAGCUACCGUUCCUGAGCGAAAUCGUGCUCGCCCUCGAAGACAUGGGCAUCGAGAUCCAGCAAUUCCACGCCGAAUCCGGCCAGGGCCAAUAUGAAUUCGUGCUGCCACCGCAGCCGCCUCUACUGGCCAUCAACACGCUCAUCCAAGCUCGCCAGACAAUUGCCCAGAUAGCCAGUCUACAUGACCUGCGAGCAACUCUGCAUCCACACCCGUUUGACGGCAUCGGCACCGCGGCUCACGCCCACGUUAGUCUGCACCCGCCAGACCGCGACUUGCAGUUCUUUGUCGGAGGCGUCCUCCGCCAUCUCCCCGCCAUCUGUGCCUUUAGCAUGCCGCAGGAAGUCAGCCGAGGGCGCGCAGUUCCCACCCUGUAUCCCGAAGGCGACGUCGCUGUGAAUCCCUCGACGCUCGACGACCAGGCCCGCGCUGCGCUGGGCGUCGUGCAUGCGUUGCCGCGUAGUCUGCAUGAGGCGCUGGAUGCGUUGGCGCGGGAUGCAGCGUUGAAUGAGGCGUUGCCGCCGCCGUUGGUACGGGAUUAUCUGCGCAUGAAGGCGACUGAGGGCGACAUGUUGGCGGGUAUGUCGGAGGGUGAGCGGAGGGUGUUUUUGAUUGAGAGGUAUUGA
Messenger RNA from Exserohilum turcica Et28A, 2634 nucleotides. RefSeq lists its product as uncharacterized. The coding region runs from base 1 to 2634 and encodes 877 amino acids. Lineage: Eukaryota; Fungi; Ascomycota; Dothideomycetes; Pleosporales; Pleosporaceae. Gene Ontology annotation, molecular function: glutamine synthetase activity; hydrolase activity. The transcript has 3 exons. The record is from RefSeq and is a predicted model, not a curated record.